AUGUCAAAAUCUUUAUUUCAAGAAGAUGCAACUCAUAUAUUUGAAACAUUAACUAAAAAUUUACCAAUUGAUCCUAGAAAACUUAAUAUUGCAAUUCCUAUAGCAAAUAGUGAACAAGAAGGGUAUUCAGCAACUUAUAGAAACUCAUAUUCACCAGAUCAACUAAUUGAUACUUUUUACCCUUCAUUAGAUACGUUAUAUAAACUAUUUGAAAAUGCGUGUGAUGCAUAUAAAGACUCACCGUGUUUAGGUUAUAGAACAAAAAAUUUAGAUGGUUCAUUUUCACAUUAUUUAUUUCAAGAUUAUCAAACUAUUAGAGAACGUAGAAAUAAUUUUGGUAGUGGUAUUUUUAGAAUUUUAUCAACUUCACCAUUUAGAUUAAAUACUGAAUGUCAUUCGAAAUUAGAUUAUGAAACUGAAUGUGAUGAAAGAUUUAUUUUAACUAUAUUUUCACAUAAUCGACCAGAAUGGGCCAUGUGUGAUAUUACAUCAAUUGCUUAUUCAAUACCAAAUACAGCUUUAUAUGAUACUUUAGGUCCAGAUACAAGUAGAUAUAUUUUGACAUUGACUGAAUCACCGAUUGUCAUUUGUUCAAAAGAGAAAAUUAAAACAUUGAUAAAUUUAAAGAAAAAUAAUGAACAAGAUUUGAAAAAUUUAAUUGUUAUUGUUUCAAUGGAUGAUUUGGAAGGUUAUGAAGAUGAAAAAUUAGUUGAAUUAGCUCAUGCUACAAAUAUUAAUCUAUAUGAUACAAAAAAUGUCGAAAGAAUUGGAGAAAUUCAUUAUAAAUCACCAAUACCACCAAAACCAGAUACAAUUUUUACAAUUACUUUUACUUCAGGUACUACAGGUAAUCCAAAAGGUGUUGUUUUAACUCAUAAAAAUGCAGUAUGUGCAAUGACAUUUAGAAUAUCUGCUUCAAGAACUGAUUUACAUGGUACACAUUAUUCAUUUUUACCAUUAGCACAUAUUUAUGAACGUACAAAUAUUUGUUUUGCUUUAUCAACUGGGUCUAAAGUUGGAUUUCCACAAGGUAAAUCUCCAGCUACAUUAUUAGAUGAUGUUAAAGAAUUAAAACCAACUGGUUUGGCAUUAGUUCCUCGUGUUUUAACAAAAUUAGAAGCUGCUAUUAAAGCUCAAACUAUUUCAAAUUCAGAAAGACCAAUUGUACAAUCUAUUUAUGCAAGAGCAAUUAAUGAAAAAUUGAGAUUACAAUCAUUACCAGAAAAUGAACAUUUAAAUCCACCACAUUUUGUAUAUGAUAGAGUUUUAGGUUUAUUAAAAAAGAAAAUUGGUUUAGCCAAUGUUACUGGUAUUUCAACAGGUUCAUCACCAAUUUCAAAUGAGACUCUUAAAUUUUUAAAAGCUGCUUUAAAUUUGGGUAUUUCAAAUGGUUAUGGUUCGUCUGAAUCAUUUGCUGGUAUUUUAGCAAGUUCAAGAUUUGAUAAAAAUCCAGGUUCAGUUGGGGCAAUUGGAGUAACUACCGAAGUUAGAGUUAGAGAUUUACCAACUAUGAAUUAUACAUCGAAAGAUGAAGGAGGUCCAAGAGGUGAAAUGAUGUUGAGAGGACCACAAAUUUUCUCACAUUAUUAUAAAAAUCCAGAAGAAACUGCAAAAUCAUUUGACUCAGAAGGUUGGUUUCAUACUGGUGAUGUUAUUCGUAUUGAUACACUUGAUAAUAAUAAGAUUUACAUUAUAGAUCGUGUUAAAAACUUUUUCAAAAUGGCUCAAGGUGAAUUUGUUACACCUGAAAGAAUUGAAAAUACUUAUCUUUCACAAUUUCCAUUUAUUGCUCAAUUAUUUGUACAUGGAGAUUCAUUACAAAGUUAUUUAGUUGGUGUUGUUGGUAUUGAUGCAACUACUAUUCAACAAUAUAUAUAUAGAAGGUUUAAAGAUAAAAUUGAAAAUAAAGAUGAUAUAAUUAAAUUUUUAAACAUGCCGAAGAAUAAAAAAAUAUUUUUAACUGAUAUGAAUUCAUCAAUUGCUACUCAAUUACAAGGUUUUGAAAAAUUGAAUAAUAUUAAAAUUGAAUUAGAUCCAUUAACUGUUGAUUUAGAUUUAAUUACUCCAACACAAAAGAUAAAAAGACCAAAUUGUAUUAAAUAUUUUAAACCAGUAUUGGAUGAAUUAUAUCAAGAAGGUUCAAUUUUGAAAGAUGUUAAAUUGUAA
Insectozyma verbasci is the source of this 2166-nucleotide messenger RNA. NCBI's taxonomy places the organism in Eukaryota, Fungi, Ascomycota, Pichiomycetes, Serinales, Debaryomycetaceae. The record is from the annotation of a GenBank genome assembly.